CAAAGACCUGGGUUGAUAGAGACUCAGGGAGGCAGUUGGAUCUCAAAGUUCCGAGGGUCUGGGAUCUAACGGUGAUAGUUCUAGUGAAACCCUCCCACCCUUCCAGGAGACCCAUUCCUAUAAGAAAUAUGACUGAAGAGCCCAGCUGUCUCACUUUGAUAACCAAUUCUUCCAUUUGCAUUUCCAUUGAUGUGUAUUGGGCCAAGAGCAGAGCUUUUUCUUGUGGUUAAUAUCUGUUUAAUCCAGAAGAAGACCCUAAGGAAAGAGCUUGAGGAAGAGAUGACUGAAGCCAUUACAGAAGCAGCAGUAGCCUCAAGUGAGGAGGUGUCAGAGGAAAGAGACGACCUGGGGCCUCUUGAAUUACAUGACAGUGGUACCUUUCAACAAGUCGUGAACCUUCUGGACAUCAUUGACAGCGAGUCAGCAAAGACGGACACAACAGGGGCAGGCCUUGACAUGCGGAAGACCCUGGCCUCGGUGAUAAUCAUGGAGAAGGCCACCACUGAGCCUUCUGUAGUGAUAAACACUCUCAUCCGCUGCCUGCAGGUGCCAGAGAUUUCCACCCAGCGCAAGGUCAACAUUUACAACAUCCUCCAGGACAUCAUCCAGCAGGAGGGGGAGCUGGAGGAGCAGUGCGUGCAGAGGCUGGUGGCCAUUGCCUCCAAGGAGAUGAGGGAGAUCCCAGAGAUGGAGGGCUAUAUGAAGGCAGAGGUGGCCAGCGACACACUGGUGGCUCUGUCCCGAAACCACUUCAGCUUGGUCAUGUACGAGCUGCAGCACCACCUCAAGCCCCUCAACCUCACUGAUGAAUUUGUCAUCAUCACACUGGCCAAGCUGGCCAACGGCAAUGUGUUUGAGUUCAUGCCAUACAUGGGCAUCACCCUGGCUACCAUAUUCACCAUGCUGAGACUUGCCAAUGAAGCCAAGAUACGCCAGGCGAUCUGCAGUGCCAUGGAGACCUUCUGUGAGACGGUGCAGUUUUAUCUGAAGCACCUGGAGGAGAGCGUGUACCCCGUGAUGACUGAGGAGGAGUUUGCCCUGAAGGUGUUCCCCAUGUAUCGCUACUUCGUGACAGUGUGGCUGAGGCACUACAACCCCGAGGUGAAGCUGGGGGUGAUCAAGUCCCUGAAGCCCAUGCUCGGCCUCCUUCUGCCCAACGAUGACCUGCGGGAGCAGGUCUACGACUACAUCCCCCUGCUGCUGGCGGAGUACCAGGGCAGUCUGGAGGUGCUCUUCGUCACGCAGGUCUUGAGGCAGAUCCUGGAACUGUCAGUCACCACCAACACCCCUGUCCCCCAAAUGCAGCUACACACCAUUUUCACAGAACUGCACGUCCAGGUGUGCAACAAGGCCCCGGCCCAGCAUCAGUACAGCAGCCAGAAUCUGAUGGAGAUGGUGCACUGCUUCGUAGCCCUUGCUCGCUCCUACCCCAAGGAGCUGAUGAAGUUCUUCUUCAGCCAGAUGGAGACAAACAAGGAGGCCGUCCGCGUGGGGACUCUGAAUCUGAUUAGGGCUAUAGUGAGCGCAGAUGAGCCCAGGAUGAGUAUCAGGGCCAUCUACCUGGCUAUCCGGGUAGUCAAGAACACCAUCUCUGAUACCCGGUCCAAGGUGAGGAUGGCUAUUCUCCACAUCAUUGGGCAGUUGGCUCUCUGUGGCUACCAGGAGAGAAUCAAAGGCUGGGGCCUGAAGUACCUGUCUGUGCAGCUGACCUUAUCCACCUACAAACUGACAAAUCGCCGGGAGAAGUUUUAUCAGAGGGACUUGGAGGAGAGGAUGGUCCACAAAGUCACCAUGGACACUGUGAAGAUCAUUACCUCUUCUGUCAGUGGGAUGACCACCGAGUUUUGGGUGAGGCUGCUGUGCUACAUCAUGGAGACAGACUACGUGGAAGCUUUGACUCCUAUCUGUAUCAGCCUCACAAACCUGGCAGAACACCAGCUCCAUGGCCAGGAUGUGGAUGUCAGCGUGGCUGGCAAGAGCAGGCAAGUGGACCUGCCUGCACCUCAGAAGCUGCUGGCCCGUCUCCUGGUGCUGAUGUCAUCACCUUACAAGGGGGAGGGUCGUGGGAUAGCCAUGCUCAACCUCUUGAGGACCCUGAGCCAGAGCAUCGCACCCUCCAUGGCCGACAUGUGGGAGCUGGAGAUUGCGCUACUGGUCCGGUACCUGGAAGAACAUACUGAGUUCACUUGGGAUCAGAAAGCCUGGGAAGACAAGCUGAUUCAGUUUCUGCGAAACUCCCUCAAGAAGACCCGGGGGUCUAGCUGGAGCCUGCGCUUGAGUAAAGAGCUGAACAACCAGAUUGCGAGCUUUGACAGCCCCUCUCUGGAGAAGGGCUUUCUGUACCGGGCCUUGGGCUUCACCUUGGCCACAGGCCUGGAGGCCAGCAAGGUGGAGGUCCUGCUGUUGGAGCUGCUGUACAAGACGGACUACAGCAAUGACUUUGACAGCGAGGGUGUGAUUAUGUGCUUUGGCCUGUGUGCCCGGGGCCAGGUAAAAACGGUGCUGAAUGUGCUUCAUGACUUCGAGGAGAGGAUCCAGGAGUCAGAGCAGUCCUGGCAGAUCAGUGCUUGGCGGAAGGACCAUCCCUGGAGGCGGGAGACAGUGAAAAGUGCCCUCAUGGUGAUGUAUAGCUGCGUGGCCUCCUACUGCCACCCCCAGUUGCUCCUCAACCUCGUGGACAGCCCCAUCACCGCUAAGAUCAUUCACCAUUAUGUCAGCAGCUGCCAGGUAGCCCCAUCUGCUGCCUGGGGGGAUGUCUUCUGGACCAGGCUGGACAUCUGUCUCAAAAUGGCCUUCAUGAAGAGUGUUGUGCAGGUUACCAAGGCCAUCAACAACAUCAAGGACCUGGAGGACUUUCACUUUGCCCAGAAGACGACUCUUACCAGCAUUAUAGUGGCGGUCAUCAAGGCAGAACCGACUGACAACCUGGUUUCUCCAGUGCGAGCCUUGGCGAUGGAGGCCCUCUCGCACCUGAGCAAGCUGAAGCCUUUCUACUCCACAGAGGAAAACAGUGAGCUGAUGGAUAUCAGCAUACAUUCUGUAAUUUCUCUCCAACUCCCAGGAGAGGACAAUGAGUCCAUUAAGACCCUGUAUGCAAAUGCCCUGAGCUCCCUGGAGCAGCUGAUGGAGAGCCUCCUGCAGAGGCAGCUGGACCCCAAGGGGCUGCAGGAGAUGGUGCAGCUCCUGGAAAAGUGGAUCUUGUCGGAGAAAGAAUGGGAGCGGGAAAAGGCCGUGAGCCUCCAUCUCUAUCUCAUGUGGAUUUAUGUCCACAGCACUGCUGUCUGUAUCCACCUAAAGCUGGGGCAGUUUGGCACAAUGGUCGGACUCAUUGCCCCGUGCACCUGUGAUGCCCAUCAAAGAACCCGCAUGGCCUCAAUGAAUGUCCUGUCCAGCCUGCUAGAUCUUCACGCAAGCCAGACCUGCUCCUUGUGGGGCCCUUCCAAGCAGAAGGAGCUUGAGAAAUGUAAGGGGGACCUCCAGAGCACAGAUGUGGAGAAGAUCUUCUGUGCAUCCUCCAGAAUCGCCAAGGUGGUCUGCAUGGAGUUUAGCUGCGAUGAGGUGGUCUCGCUCAUCCAGAAGCUCUGCGAGAACACUGGGGCCAUGAACCUGCAGCAUGACAAGGCCUCUGUCACCUGGAUAGCCUUCUUCCUCCAGAUGCGGGCCAAGGAGCUGGAGGACAAGGUGGCCGAGAUCCUGAGUGCCAUCCUGGUGCACCUGCCGGUGGUGGACCACCCAGAGGUGCGGCGCCUUCUCAUUGACGGCAUCCUGCUGCUGGCGCACCACCACCAGGAGACCAUCCUCACAUCGCUCCUGAGGCAGCCACUGCCCAUGGAGAGCCACCUGGCAGAGGUGUGGCUGGCAGUGUCGGAGAACGUGCCCUUCGCCCGGACCAUGCUCCACAGCCUGAUGGGCCGGCUGCAGUCACGGCUCAGCCCCAGAAUCAGUGCCACCUCCAAGGCUGACAUCUGGCGCCUGGCUGCGGUGGACCCCCUGAUGACCCUGUGCACCAUCCACCUUCUCAUUCAGAAGCUGGAUGAGAAUGACAAGCUCCCGGACUUCCUCCCUGACCUCAUCUACACCCUCCUGCUGCAGCUUGGAAGCAGCCACCGACCAGAGGCCGCCCCGCCGGUCUUGAAGAUGUGGAAGCUGGUCCACACCACUCCUCUGCCGGAGGAGAUGAACCUGCAAAGGGUCACUAUCAAGUCCAUGCAGCUCUUGUUCAAGAGAGUCAAGAGCCAGCACCUGGCACAUACCCUGGACGAGCAGGCAGUGUGGGACCUCCUGCAGGACGGCGGGACAUUCCUGGAGGGUGUGAGCCUGCUGGCCAGGCUGUGCAUGCAGCACGUGGAGGGCCACAGGCAGAGGCUGGCCGAGCUGGUGCUCAGGGGCAUGGACUCAGAAGUCCUGAGCUGCCGCAUCAGCAGCACAGCGGUCUGCGUGGAAUUCAUGAGCGGCCCAGUUCUGUACCAGGAGAAGCUGCUGAAGCCGGCAGCUUUGCUGCUGGAGAAGGGUGCCGACCAGGAGGAAGACGAGGCCCUGCGGGUGCUGUCCCUGCGCGCCCUCGGCAACAUGGCCCUGGGCGCCCCCAAGAAGGUGAAGCAGUACCGGAAGGUCUUGCUGGAGAAGUGCCUGGGCCCCCUGAGGGAGCCCGUGAGCAACAGCGUGACUGCCGAGGGCAUGGAGGCCCUGACCAAGAUCCUGGCUGAGCUCCGGGAAGGGGAUGUGGGGUCCUCUUUCGACGCCAUGUCUGAGCAGUGCAGGAUCUUCUUCGACAACGAGAGCGAGCUGCUGCGUCUGAAAGCCUUCAUCCUCUUUGGAAAGCUGGCAAGGGUGGUCGGGAUGUCCAAGAAGCAUUUCUUCAAAGGGGAGGUGAAGAAGGCCUGGAUCCCCCUCAUGCUGCACUCCCAGGACCCCUGCUCCAAUGCAGCCCAAGCCUGUAUGGCUACCAUGUUUCAGUGUGUGCACUUCUGGGGCUGGAAGUCCCUGGAGCAUCCCUCAGGGCCAAGUGAUACCGCUACUGAUGACAAGAUGACCGUUUUCCAGACAACCAUGUGCUCCAUCCUGACUCGGAAAAAGCCGGCUGUUCUCUACCGCUUCUUGCUAGAAACAAUGGCCUAUGUUAAAAAUAACUUGUCAAGAAUCAGAAUCGCUGCUUGCAACUUGGCAGGAAUUAUUAUGAAGCAGAUGUCUACACAUUAUCUGAAAAAGCUGGACUUCCCAGCAUUACGGAAUUCCCUCCAGGAACUACAGCUGGACCCGGAUCCCGGGGUCAGGAGGGCAGCCCUGGAGACGCUCACAGUCUUGGAUAGCUGUAGUCAGCAUGGGUUUCUGGCUUCACCCCAAGGAAUGUCCUAGGUGGUCCAAACAUAAGACGUAAACUGUCUUCUUAGUGCCAAAUGCAAGCCCUUUUUAAUUUAGUUUGUAAGAAGUUUAGUUUGUAGGAAAAACACUAUUGUAAAAUAACUAGUAUCCUUUUGUUUCCUUCCGUUGAAAUAAACCUCCACUGUCGUUGGA
This is a messenger RNA of Homo sapiens (human), 5514 nucleotides long. It is a transcript of the gene MROH2A, whose product is annotated as maestro heat like repeat family member 2A. Bases 190 to 5355 code for a protein of 1721 amino acids. The record is from RefSeq and is a predicted model, not a curated record. Gene Ontology annotation, cellular component: cytoplasm. The transcript has 42 exons. NCBI's taxonomy places the organism in Eukaryota, Metazoa, Chordata, Mammalia, Primates, Hominidae.